Molecule: messenger RNA, 594 nt
Organism: Phragmites australis (common reed)
Lineage: Eukaryota; Viridiplantae; Streptophyta; Magnoliopsida; Poales; Poaceae
Product: agamous-like MADS-box protein AGL80
Exons: 1
Coding region: 1-594 (197 amino acids)
Molecular function (GO): DNA binding; protein dimerization activity
Source: RefSeq, a predicted model, not a curated record
AUGACUUCCGAGGUCCGCUUCACGCUGCUCGCGAAGGCGGAGGAGCUUGCCGCCCUCUGCGACGUCCGCGUGGCCGUGGUGAUGCACGGCCCCAGCGAGACUGAGCCGACGGUCUGGCCGGCGGUGCCGGAGGCCACGGACAUCCUGCACAGGUACGCAAACCUACCUGACUCCUCCAAGGACAGGAGCACACUUGAUUACGAGGGCUACCUGCGCCAGCGCAUCGAGAAGCUGAGGAAGGAGGUGGACAACGACAAGAUCGCCAACCGCGACCGCGACAUCAACCUCAUCAUCCACGACCUCAUGCUGGGCUGCGGCCAAAACAUCGACGACAUGUCCCCUGAGCUCCUUGCCGACAUCAACUCGGUACUGGAGACGCGCAUGAAAGUCGCUACCGACCGCAUCAACUUCCUCUGCUCGGAGGGUGCACCGGCAAAGCUUCUGCGGCCACCGCGGGAUGCUGAGUUGGUGACGGCAUCGCAAGAACCACCAAUGUGUCCACCACUUGUGGUGGCGCCGAUGGUGGAGGGCGCGCCGCUUGCGCUGCCGACCGCGGCGCCUCCUUCUGCUCCAGCUUCUUCGCCCAUGGACUAG